AACAUACACCACUGCAUUUGUCUUACCAAAUCGGCUCGGUGGUCGUUUAUAAAAUCCUUUUCUUUGUUUAUUUUCCACACUGGAGGAGACGGCGAUUAGUAUGUUUAAAUAUAAGCAGACGACACAUAAUUAUUUUGCAAAGUGUCAUAGCGCCCUCAUUUGUUCAACUGUUGCGAAUGUUGUCAUUUAAUUUUUUGACGUGACCCACAUGCGUUUUUGACAUCAACUCAAGCAACCCCGCCGAGUCGCCGUAAACGUUGAGAAAUACUAGCAGGAAAAUGCCGGAAUCCGUCCGUUUCUGAACAAGGGGCACGUUUGUCAUCCAAGCAUUUCGGUUCCAUGUGAAUUUGUCGUCGAGGCUCUGGUGGAUUCUUUGAGAAUUUUUUGACCAUUUUGGUGAAAAAUUCAUGCAGAAAGCGCUACUGAUCGUGAGAUUUCUGUUGUGGGGUGAGGGCAUUACCAUCUAAUCAAGCUGGACGCUGAAAGGAUUACUGUCAGACCCCAGCAUUCCCCAACGUCUUAAGGACCUCAUCCGCCAUGAGCAACCCUCCACAGGGGCAUCAGCACCACUCCCAACCCACCUCACCCUCCAGCUCGGCUGCCCCUACGUCAUCCCACGAGGGCCUUGUGGGUUCCCCUACUGCCCCGCCUUCUUCGCAGCAACCUACCAGCGUCCACGAGGGGGAGCAACCUGUACAGUCUGGGAGGGUUGGUCAUAACGGGGAAUCUACAUCCAGCCCGGCAAUUGUGGACGGGGCAUAUGACAGUGACAGGGGAAACGGUAUAGCCAGCACAGGAAGUGAUGAUAGAAAGCUUACACAACAAAACAGAUCGGUGACAGUCCUGAAAUCGAGAACAUCCCCGUCACUGGCUGCUGCACCAGUAACGUACACAGUCAGACCGAUACCGCAACAUCAUUUGUCACAACAGCAGCAGAGAAUACCUUACAUAGCCAAGCGUGCCAUGUCUCCGCAGACUCACCAUCCCAUUGUGUGGCAGAACCAAGCUGCCGUAGCAGCGGCUGCCGCGGCCUCCCAGGGCUGGACGCAGUUCUUCCCCCGCCCUGCCGUGGUGCCUCAGGGGGUGCCACAGUCUGUCUCACCUCAUGGUGCUCCCAGGUAUCAACCCCAGCCCGCGCCCCAGCCUUACCCAGCGUAUACCUCCCACACUCCACCGACUGGGACAUACCCACCGGUCAGAACCAUGCCCCCGCCUAGUCCAGCCAGUAACACCGGCUCAGCGGGCAGUUCAGGCUCUUCCAGUCAGCAACAUUCCCCUCACUCCCAGUCCUCGCAGAGUAGUUACGGCAACGACAAACUCAGCAAGACUAACCUGUACAUACGAGGCCUUCCCACCCACACAACAGACGAGAACCUGGUCUCCCUCUGUCAGCAUUAUGGAAAAAUUAUUUCAACCAAGGCAAUAAUGGAUAAACAAACGAACAAAUGUAAAGGUUACGGUUUUGUAGAUUUUGACUCGGCUGCAGCGGCACAGAAGGCUGUAGUAGCGCUACAAAGCCAAGGCAUCCUAGCUCAAAUGGCCAAGCAACAAGAGCAAGAUCCCACCAAUUUGUACAUUUCCAACCUUCCCAAGAGUUACGACGAGAAGGAGUUAGAGAACAUGCUGUCGCCGUACGGUCACGUCAUCAGCACUCGGAUACUAAGAGAUAGCCAAACUCAACUCAGUAGAGGAGUAGGCUUUGCAAGAAUGGAAUCCAAGGAGAAGUGUGAAGAAGUGAUCAAGAGGUUUAAUGGUUACAUUGUUCCUGGCCAGCAUGAUCCGUUACUAUGCAAGUUUGCUGAUGGUGGUGUGAAGAAACGUAAUCAAUUCAACAAGCAGCAGCAAACAACGACACCUACAAUCUGGACAGCCCAACGACCUGACCAGGGCCAGCUUUCCUACGACAGUGCCGUCUAUCAACGCAAUGGCCACAAUCUGAGCAACGCUGUGGUCACGCAGAUGGUGCCCGCACCCUUUGUUGGUUCCCAGCAGAUUGGCUACUCAGUACAGCCUAGUAACCCUGGCUGGAUGACCCAGGCUGCUACACCUUAUAUUGUCCCUCAGCAACAUCUCACACCUGUUAGCUCACAUAUGGGUACAUCAAUAAUCACGCAAUCACCAACCAUGGAGCAACCUCUCACUGUACCGAACACCGGCAUGAUGCCUCAAAUAGCUCAACAGAUGAGUCAUCUUCAACUACAACCGCAGUACAUGCAUGCUGGUUCUUACGUAGGCCAGCAGGCAUAUCAACACGGGACCACAAUGCUACAGCCUGUUGCAGUCGAGGAUGUGUCUGGUGUCACAGUUCAGGCACCCGAUGCAUCCCCUCACACCUCCAACCAAUCUUCGCCCCAGGAACAAGUUGAGGACGUACACGGCCAGGGGCAACCCCAGCAGUAUUAUGCAGCCGCACCUGUGGUCACAGCCCAUGCCAAAUAGGGAGGGGGAGAGCCAGGGGACACCAGUGUUUUCAUUAUGCCGUCCCUUCAAACUCACUAGGAACUCGCUCCAAGUCCUCUUCAAACCGAAUCUCAGUAUUAUAAGUCUGUUAGACUUCCGCAGGUAUUGCAUGCCUCACACCCUGACAAGAUUUCCAUGGCAACUAGUCAACAAGGAUUGUGGGUAAGACAACUGACGUCAGAGAGUUGCAAGUUGUUGGGGACAGUUAUUGUCCUUUUUGGAGUUUUCCAACUGCUACUGGGACGACAAGCCGAGAAAGGAGCAUUUAUCUGACGCAGUUUUGUGGAAGACGUUGAAAAAAGUGAAGGUUCAACGAGCAGACCUCCUCCGGUUGAGGUCAGGGAUUUUUGUCAGGAUCUUACAAAACAGGUUAUGGCGCUGCAGUUGCUUUAAUACAUUGCUUUAAAACAAACCCACCGUGUCCACUAUUUAAUGGUAACAGUGGACUGAGAGAAAAAAAAGCAGCUUGACAUUUUGGAAUCGAUAAGGGAAAAUGUUAUCAACAGACAGCCAGGAAACAUCACUGCUAAGUAUGGAAUGCUGGGAAUUUUUCUUUUUGAAAAUGUAAUUGCGCCUUUUGGUUUCAGUUUGGAAAUAGAUGGUUGGGAAAUGAGAGGGGCAAGGAAACAGGUUGAUUGGAUUGGAAGUAAGUGGGAAUGGAAAGGGUGCUUCUUACCAAGAGUUCCAGCUUGUUCUCUGUUUAACAUUGGCCAAUAUGCGCUCACAUAUGUGGAUGAGUGCAGUUAACGAAUACAACUCAUGCACGUGAAUGUAGAGGGAGCAUUUUGGGCAAGGGUUGACGGUUGUCCACACAGUUGCCUUUUGUGUUGCAUUGUUUGAAGCUGCAGGUUUCAAGAUUUUGAAGAAAAAAAUGGUUUUGUAUUCAAGGAGAAACAUCCGAUGCUUAGCAGUGUGUUGUCCAUGGUUGUGUCUUGUUGGACUUCUUGGGGAAAACAAGAAGUUUGAUGACCGAAACUAAACUUAGAGGAUUCUGUUGUUGAAUGUUGGCAGAAUGGAAAAGGACACAUUUUGAAGUGAUUGUGACAAUGAGUGUGAACGAGUAGUGUUUUGUCCAAGUGAGUGUUUUCCUUUUCUUUUUUUUUCCUUUUGGGGUUUUUCACGACACGUAGAAUUUUACGUCAACCUUAUCUUUGUAGAAAACAAUGAAGUAUCGAUGCUCUGUACAACUAAAAAGCCAGUCCGUUAUGUUGGUGUGGCCGAGGAUGGUGGGGAAAAAAACAAAAACCGAAUGAAAAGACAGACACACGCCCCUGUGGUGAUUCAAUGCAGAAGUGAAUUAUAAGGAUUUUAAAAAUAAAAUAAUAAAAUAAUAAUAAUAUAUGUAGAGUCUAUUUUGCUAUUUUUCAAAAAAGGAGCUAUUUUUUAAAAAUAAGAUUUAUGUGUCUUUAAACAUCAUGGCUCUUAUGAUUCGGCUCGUGCGUUUUAGGGAAAAUUUCUUAUUUGGUUUUUGUCUUGAGAGACUCUUUUAUCCAUGAGUAUUUGAGAAAGAUUUUUUUAAUCAGUUGAUGAAACUGAAGUAGAGUGUAUGUUGAUUUUUCUGUGAAUGGGCGGGUUUGGAAUUGAUUUUAGCUAAUUAGUAAUUGCAAGGAGUGAAGAUGGUGUUUGAAGGAAGAGUUAGUUACUUGUAAAAAGCAUUGUUCCUUGUGCAGGUGAGACCUGUUCUCCCGGUCCUGGAAAGAAGUUAAGAAAAGGAAGGUCACUAGAGAGCGUUUCCAGGUUUUCUUUUUAAUAUUUGAAAAUUUGAUCGAAAGUCUUGAUUUUUUGAGUUCAUUCUAAAUUACAUCGCCAUGGCGACACUUUGCCUCAGUAGGUUUCUGAAUUUUUGCCUGUGAAGGAUUAACAUUAGGAAAUUAGAGUUUUUGUUUUAGGUACAAAAAAUCAGAGUGGUGUCUUGAAUGUAAAACAGGGAAAAAGUUUUUUGUGUGACCUGUAAGUUUGGUCUAUUUUUUUUUAUGAAAAUACCUCAAAGUCUUAGUAUUGUAAUGUUUUGUACAAAAAAUGAGUUAACAUAGUAGCUGUCUCUUUCUUGGUUCUGCUGUAGCAGUAGUUUAGAAAUAAAGAGUAAAUUAUGCGAUGAUGAGGAAGGUGAAGUCACUGAUACACAAAAAAAUCUAUGCAUUGAAAGUAGACAAGCAUUCCUGGGGAACAGAGAAAUAAAAAAAAAAAAUGGAAAAAAGAGAAAAGAACAAAAAGUGAAUAAAAUGGUGCUCUGAUUUCCUUAUUCCAGUGAAAUAGUUGUUAGAUGUAAAGUAGUGCACAGUUGUCAUUCAGGGCCCAGAAGUUAAUAGGUCAAGGUUGAAAGGUUGCGUGAUUGUCCAAUUGCUGGUCCUCUAAACACAACAGUUGUAUUUUCUAGUCUGUGUUCUUAAGGGAUAUGUUUGUACCAUUUGUGUGGUGGUGUGUUGCAAAAUUGUCGUUUGUUGAAAUGUAUUUGUGACGAAGAAAAAAACAAAAGCAACUAGUUUGCCAAUUCAUCUGUUUAUUUUGUCAAGAUAGCAGCUGAAUCAGGAGUAAGCAUUAUAUGAAAAAAGGCUGUUUAACUUGAAAAGAAGAAAUAUAUUUGCCAUUGUUUUUUGUUUUAAACAAACACGGAGGGGCUAAAGAAAACUGUAACUAUUAAUGACAUUAUUUUUUGUUAGUAUGGGGACCGGGCCACAGAUGCUAAACUCCUCAGGAAAAUAAUUGUUAAAAAUGUAGACAAAACUUUCUGCAAGCUUUUCUGGAUCAGAUUAUAGCUUCUUCAAGUUACCCCUAAAACUUGUGUAUCUUACUCCAAACCAUGCUGGCAAUUUCUGUCUUCUUUACCUCUGUGUCAGGCAAUAUAUAAUAUAUUUUAAAGUAUUUUGGAAGAAUUUCUUGAAAAGCUAUGAUUCUCUGUAUUACCUCAAAUUUGUGCACCAAAAUUGAGUGUCAGGAAAUAAAGAUACACUUUGUAGAAAAUGCAAACCUUGGGUUUAAUGAUUGCUUUAACUCUCGCUGUGAAAUUGAAAUAGAUCAAGGAAAGGAUUGCUGUGAAAAUCUUGAAUGCCGAGAGGAGUUUUCCUUGUAAGUAUUUAGCACUGUGCUGCGGUUUUGCCCCAAACUAAAUUUUAGAAAUAUUAGAUAUUUGGAAUUUUCUUGCUUUUUUUGUUCAUAGUUGAGGACACACGGGCUGAUUUUUGAAGAAAGCAUUCUUGCUGAAUGUACAUAGUGCCGUUCGGUGUCCAAUUAAGUAGGUUCCUAAGUCUUAGAUGAUCUUAAUGUUUUCUUUUAAGUAAAAAAAAACAUUUUAGGAUUACAUUUUCUUUUAAUCCAGAGAUUUGAUUUUUACGGUGGAAUCGGCUUAGUAUUCAAAUUUAUGUUUUUUAAUUUUCAUGAUUUUCUUUUAGAUUUAUAUUAAGGGUGAUUUUUUCUUGUAGAUGUUUUUUCCCUUGAGAUUGUACAAGUGUGAGUUAGGUUUUAAUUUUGGGAAGAGGAAAACAUGUUGCAUUGACUGAAAUCAUGUAUCCUUCCAAAGUCUUACCCAGGCAGAUUUCUAAAAAGGAACCAAAAAGCUAAGAAGGGAUAAAUUGGUAAGAAGGAAAUCCAAUGAGCACUCCAGCUUGUUUUGACCUUACAGUUGUAAGUUAAUAACAUCUUAUUUUAGUGAUUGGGAGAGAAUCCUCAAUGUGAUCUGAGAUGUCGUGAAGUAGGUUUUUAUAGUCAGUGCAACACGUUUCUGGAAGUUUCUUUGAUAGUGGAAAGCCCAACAUCUUCCAUAGCAUUGAAACUCGCCAUUUUUAGUGUCUUCUUUGUACCUUAAUUCCAAAAAUGCCUAUCAAAAUCUUAUUUUAAAGCAAAUCUUGUUAUGAAAGUCUCUCUCGUUCACUGAAAAAGUUGAUGAAAAAUCAGAAAGUGCAAUACAGACGUUGAAGUGUUCAGUGAAUUUGAGAACUUAUUUGUCAUAAUGCUUCUGUUAAAAAAGGAGAAAAUUCAGACUUUUGUGGGGAAACUUUGGUGGUUGAAUAAAUAUGAAUUUGUAGUUUGAAUUUUGUUGAAUCUGUGAAGAGAAACUGGAAGGCAUGGACUGGUCACUUUCAAAUGAGAGUUGAAAUGAAGAGUGAGCAGACACAAAAAUGCGUCUCCUUGCUGACUUGCAAAGUCCCCCUCUCCCCCUUGGCCCAUUUUUGGCUGGCAAGACUUGCGUCACUUUGUGAAGCACGCAUUGUUUGGAUUAAGAUUUACUUGCCACUGAUUGUCAAGGAAUUGGCAUUGAAAUGUGUAUGGCCUUUAUGAGAAAUUAGACAUCUGUAAACCUUAUUGAAACACUUUGGAAAGGUUAAAUGCCCCUGCCACCAUUGGAUUGGUUUAAAUCUCUUUUCAAUCGACUUUUAAUACCUCUGCAUUUCAAGAUAUACAGGAACCAUUUUAGGACUUUGAAUGUUCACAUUAUCAUGGAGUAAUUUAACCAAACUGCAAAGACCUGUGAAUUUGCUACAGAGACAGUUUUCCUCCUUUUUUCUAUGUAUCAUAAAUUUGAUAACUAUCAAACCGCUGUUUCCUACAUGGAGCAAGCAAGUCUUUGGGGAUAUAAUUCCAAGACAGUCUUCAUCUUUGGACCCUUGGUGAUAUAUGCCAUUUAACAGACUAGGUGCAGUGCAUCAGCCCCCUAUAUAUAUUCAAAAGUUGUGGAGAUGGGUCUGUAGUUAUCAUUUGGAUGAUGGCUGAUCGAGGUCUGUUUGGCAAGUUUCUUCUUUUGUGCAAAGUUUCAGUGCCGUGCAUAUUGUGUGACUCUCAGCGACUUUCAUUUUGUGAUUUUUAUUUUCCUUUUCCAGAAGUGUGUGCAAUCCAACUGAUCUGGCAGCUUUGUUGAAACAUGUCAGUAGCACAGUUGGCUGUGAACUAAACUGUGCACUAAGCAAGUUUUGUUUGGGUAAAGUUGGCAUUAGUUUGGGACAAGAACCUAACUUUUAUUUUGAUGAAUGCCUUUUCAACAGAAUUGUCAGAUGACUAUUGGAGUCCUCACAUUUCGAAGCUUCCAAAAUGUUGAAAGUUGGAUCUUAUCUGAUGUUCACAAAGUCAAUUUGAAUGAAUGAUGUUUAUUCAUGCACCAUGAAAACCACCAUUGUACAUCCUGCAUUAGUUUAUGAAUAUGCAACACGUGUAAUGUUCCAUUGUGAUUGGAUGAAUGACUGUGAUCAUGUGAUGCAAAGUGUGGUGAAGAUGUUUUUGUAUUUUCCAGAUCACUUGUAGAUAAUGUACAGUAAGGUCUGUAGGUGAAUUUGUUUUUUUUAGAUAAGAAAUGAAAAAAAUGUGUUCUGUUUAUUUUUGUUAUUGAACUUACUCAGUAGCUCAGAAUUGAAAUGUGGUCUAACACUUUGAUGACAGAAAUGAUUCCACUAGACGGAUGACUUCAUAUGGAAGGCAAGAAAUGUACUCCAAGAAUGAAAGGAUGGGGGGAGCAACUGUCACAUCUGUGGGCAGAAAUCGGUUGUCACAACUGGGUUGAAAUUUCGAUUUUUAAAUUAGAAAUGCUGGACAAAUUAAGAAUGCCUGUACAGUUUUACAAGGCCAAAGAGGUUAUCAUGCAGUCUGUGACCUAACAAAAUCUGCCUUUAUACUUUCCAAUUAAAAAGAGAACUGUGAUGUGCUGUCUUGCUCUGUGUUAGAUUGCCACAUUCACCUGCAUUUCUUAGGUAUAAAUGUUGGGGAAAUUCGCAACAGGAAAAAAAUUCCCGUGUCCUUAUAAUUGGCAGAAGCUGAGAAUAGUCGAUGUGUACGCCCUGUGAUUGCUCAUAGGAAAAACUGAUCAAAUGUUUAAAUGUUUUGUACAUGUCACUUGUUGUACAGCUUGUAAAGAAGUAAGUUGUUGUAGAAUCGAGGAAAUUGGGGAUGGAAUUUUUUAAAACAUGAAUGGAGCAAUACCAGUGAAGACAAAUUGGUGGUGAAGAUGUUGGAUGUAGGUUUGAGAAACAAGAAAUGAAUAGAUUUUAAGAGAUAAUUUCGUACAAAAGUAGGUCUAGGAUUUUAGUCAACUCGUAGGUUUACUAAUUUUAAAUGAGUAGGAUCAUAGGCUGACAAAGGUGUCAAUUUUCUUGUCAAUAAUUCCAUUGUCUGCUCUAUUAAAAGGAGCCACCAACUUGAAAAUGUAA
This is a messenger RNA of Acanthaster planci (crown-of-thorns starfish), 8591 nucleotides long. RefSeq names its product RNA-binding motif, single-stranded-interacting protein 1-like. NCBI's taxonomy places the organism in Eukaryota, Metazoa, Echinodermata, Asteroidea, Valvatida, Acanthasteridae. The record is from RefSeq and is a predicted model, not a curated record. Gene Ontology annotation, cellular component: ribonucleoprotein complex. Gene Ontology annotation, molecular function: RNA binding.